AUGGCAUCUACGACCGUCAUUACGGACGAUAUGAUCGCCUUGCUCCAAGAUGAGCAGGGAGACAGCAGCAAUCCUUCACCCGUUGAGCUCCUCUUGCCCGGAUCCAACAGCUACGUAGAGCACCGUAAACUUCGUGACGGUGCCUUAGGGUUUGAGCACAUUCACCCCGCGGCCAUCGCCGUGCCGCGAGACGCCUCCGAGGUGGCACGCCUGAUUCGGUGGGUGAAGUCCGUGGGCCUCAAGUUCACCAUCCGCGGAGGAGGAAACGACUUCUGGGCACGGAGUAUUGCACAUGAUGCUCUCAUGAUCGACAUGCGCGACAUCAACACUGUCAAGGUUGCAGAAGAUCGCCAGACUGCCGUCAUAGGUGGCGGAAUCAUCGCCAAAGAUGUCAUUCUUAAGCUCGGUGAAGUCGGCCUCAUGACGCCAACCGGUACGACCUGGAUUAUAGGAUAUGCAGGUUGGAUGUCAAACGGCGGAUACGGGCCUAGUACCCAUCUAUACGGUAUGGGUAUCGAGCAAGUAGUCGGCGCAGAGUUGGUGAAUUCGCAGGGUGAGCAGGUUGUCGCGGACGAGGAGAUGCUUGAGGGCAUCCGCGGCGUAUGUGGCCAUCUUGGCGUGAUCACAAGUCUGACGGUGAAGGUAUACCCCAAGUAUGAUCCACUUGGUGGUAUCCUCGCCUACGAAUGCAGCGACAUCAGACGUACCCUCCAGGCAUACUUCAAGGCAUCUCCCACUCUCCCGAUGCCCAAAGAGCUGACAAUUCACCACUUCGUCAGUUUUCAACCUCAGCUCGGAGUGACAUUCAGCAUUUUCCGGACUUGGUCGGGUCCGGAUGCGAAGAAGGGCAGGGAAGUGCUGCAAACCUGGAAAGACAACACUCCGCCGCUGCUUAUGGCUACCGUAGAGGAACUGCCGGACAAAUUGAGGCAGCAGAAGAUGCCAACGCCAUGUCCUCUGGGAGGUGGCCAACGUAACUGCUUCCUCUCCCGCCUCCCUACAGAUGAAGCUGCCGAUGAGCUUGCUGCGACUAUUCUCGACGCCGCUGAGACGAUGCCAAAGACAAUGGGUCCCAACAUUGCAUGGAGCGGGAUGACGAGCAUCGACCCGGACAAGAUGCCGCCUAAUUGCUUCGUGGACUGGAGUCACUCCUACUUCUCGUGCUCGUAUCAGUAUCCAUCCGAAGGAUAUGCCGAAGAGAUAGAUAUCUGGAGUAAAUCCCUGAUUGGAAGGCUUCGUUCACUGGGGAAGGACUCAGUCCACGACCGAGGCUACCCGGCCACCAACAAGCCAGGGGACAACACCGCGGAGGAAAUGUACGGAGAGAAGUGGUCCCGGGUGAAGGAGCUGAAGAUGAAGUACGAUCCAGACAAUGUUUUUGACCAUGCGUAUCCCGAGAUUGAGCUCUGA
Molecule: messenger RNA, 1410 nt
Organism: Colletotrichum karsti
Lineage: Eukaryota; Fungi; Ascomycota; Sordariomycetes; Glomerellales; Glomerellaceae
Exons: 2
Coding region: 1-1410 (469 amino acids)
Molecular function (GO): oxidoreductase activity; FAD binding
Source: RefSeq, a predicted model, not a curated record